Messenger RNA from Racocetra persica, 200 nucleotides. The record is from the annotation of a GenBank genome assembly. Lineage: Eukaryota; Fungi; Glomeromycota; Glomeromycetes; Diversisporales; Gigasporaceae.
UUCUUAAAACAAGAACCUUAUAGAACCAUACCUAAAAAAUUAAGAGAUUAUGGAAAUGAUAAUUAUGCUAUAGGCGAUACAGAAUCAGAAGAGUCUGACUCUGAACCAGAGAUAAGCGAUAGUUCAAAACCUCAAAUACAGGCUUCUUCGCCAUCUCAAACAAUAGAAAUAGAUUCAAUAUUAGCUGAAAUUGAUGCAAU